AUCGGUCACACCGGCAGUUAUUUUGAAACCGGCAAAAUACGAAGACGUGAGCGCGGACGGUCGGCGGGUACUUUUGCCGGCUAACACACCUUUCGAACGACGCGUAACUCGUAACGGUGGCCGGGCCAUAAAAUCGCCACAACCACGGGCAAUUCGAGUGCGACGUGCUAAUUAUGCAGGCUGAGAACUAGCCGAAAGAUUAGGGAGAAUUAAACAGGGGGCCCUAAUAAACCAGUUGGAUCAAACUAGUUUGUGAGUGCGUGUGAAAAGGCCGAGGAAUUUGGCCCAAAGUAGUAGACAAUAGCUAGGAGGCUGCGACUGCGACGGCGACUGCGGAGGAUUCAAGUCCAGAAGUUGUUCGACCAGUUUUCGGGCCCCUGUGUGCGUGUGUGUUGGGUUACUUGGAUUAGUUGGAUAACCUUUUUGCUCGAGGUGCCUGCCAAGCGGAGCGAAUGAGGAGGAGCAGCUAGUGGCCACCAGAUAGAGAGAGAGACAGGAUGCCCUUCGUCCAGCGGGUGGUCCAGCCCGUCAAUGUGGCGCAGGCCACGGCGGCCAGCUUGGGCCACGCCUCCGGCCGAUUCCACUGCACGCCCGGCAAGUGCCGGAACAACAACUGCAUCAACAAGCAGUCGCCGGAUGGGGAUGGCGUCUCCAGCCCACUACCAAACGGCCAUGGCUCACCCACAUCGCUGACAAGGGUAAUGGUUCACCAGCCGCCAUCAGAGGACCAGCCCGUGCCCCCCGCUCCGGCGCCCAUGAAGAAGCUGAAGCACCACGUCGAGUUCCUGUCCACCUCGCCCACUCGCCAUCAGUCGCAAUCCCUGCCCAAUUCGCGGCAUCCCAGCCAGCAGAGGCCGGCGCUGGCCAGGAUCGCCAGUGCCCCCCAGUCGCCCACCGCCGGCUCCUCGAAGGUCAUCUCCGGCCACGAGUUCGACUCCAUCAGCAACAUCACGCUGAGCAACGCCCUCCGGCAGCUGGCCAGCUUGGUCCUCAUAGCCAGCGACAUCUUCGACGACCUGCAGCGGGAUCUGCAGGCGGUGGGCGAGCGGGCGGGCCGGGUGCAGCGGAAGAUUGCCGCCGUGGAGCGCCGCGUCUGUGCCUACGAUCCGAAAACGGUCACAGUUCCUGAAAGCGACCUGCUCACCUUCGCACAGCGCAAGCAGCACUUCGAGACGGACAAGUCAUUCCAGCAGGAGCUCUUCACCGGCGACACCCGGCCACUGAGCGUCCGCCAGCUGUACACGGAGGCUGGCAAGGAGCUGCCGGUGGCCAGUGGAGCCACUGCCUCGGCCCUCGCCUCCUUGGCCCACUCGCAGUCGCUCAUCCCGUCCCGCUCCAUCUCCUUCAACGGCGAGGUGCUGUCCAGCGAUCACGAAGUCCUGCCGCUAAAUGGAUCCGCCGGCACGGAGGAUCAUCUGCUGUGCGUGUCGGACUUUGGCAAUGCCAAUCGCAAGCUGCGCACGCGCAUCGAUGCCGAGAUCGAAAUCCGUUUGCCCGCUGCCAUCGAGGAUCUGCGGAAGUGGACAUCCAGCGAGGCGCUGGGUGAUGUCACCGUCACGCCGGAUUGCAUGCACCACGUGGACACGUCGGUGAGCACCUCCAUGGUCAUCGGCGAGAACGGCAUCCUGACCCCGGCCCUGUCUCCGUCCGUCCUCUCCGCCGACGCCGUCGACGCCCUCUACGCCCAGAAUCUGAGCCAGGCGGCGGACAGCUCGCGGCACAACCACCAUCAGCAGGCCCUCAUCCCGAACGACAUUAACAAAGAUGUGCCUUUGAACCAUCGCUUGCCUUCACCCGAGGAACAAACCAAACAGAUUGCCUUAAAAUACCCUGCCGAAGUGAUUUCGGUGAACACCAGCGGGAAGCACUUCCAGCGGAUGUGUGCGGCGCGGAAGUCGACCAGCGGAGGAUACGCAGGUGGAGCCACUGCCGGGUCCUCGAGCAGCACAUCGCCGGAGAACGCCGGGCCCACGGAGGGCAACAACCUGGACGACAAUGUGCAGACGGUCAGCCGGAGGUCAAGAUCGCGGAAGGUGCGCGGAAAGCGACGGAACACGAUAGCCGGCAUCGACCAGAAGGAGAUCCAGGACGCGGCCAAUGGCAAUGGGGAGUCCAAGAAUGCUUCGAAUGCCACCUCGCCGGUGGCCGUCGCCCACCAGUCGGAGUCCUCCUCCGCGGCGGCGGAGGCCAAGAAGUCCAGCAAGAAGUUCGGACGCAGCAAGUCCAGCGACAUCUUAAAAAAGGAAUCUGCUGCCUUGCCCUACGACAAGGGCAAGAGCACCCUCACCCGGCUGAACUCCCUCAAGCAGUGGGGCCGCAACCGCUUCAAGUUCAUGCACCGCGCCGGCGAGCCACUGGGCGACCAGCUGGACACCAGUGGCUGCAGCUCCCAGAACAGCUCCGCCGCCGAGAAGGCCGAGCAGGGCAGCCACCAUGGUUCGCCGGCGGGCGAUCCUGGCAAGCGGGACAUCGAUGACGAGUGCGUGGUGCAUCACCUGGUGGCCCAAAAGAGUGAAUCUCGGUUUUCGCACGAACGAAAGCCCUCGUAUUCCUCCUCGGAGAAGAGCAUGAGUGUGUCCAGCAGUGGCCAGCUCAGGGGCAGGCUGCAGCUAAACUCCGGAUCAGGGCCACUGGGAGCGGCCGCUCAUGUCAAGAUGCGGGAAACAGCCACACUGAACCGGCAGCGCCGGAAUGGCCUGCAUGCUCUGGCCGGCAAGGAGGAGCAGCCCCAUUCCUCGAGCGGCAACUGGAGUGCCAGCUCGGAGUCGGGACGCGCCUCCAUUGGCAGUGAGAUCACCAUGCAGCCCAAGUCAAGUGCCUCGAGCACGUCGCUGAACUUGUCCAGCUUCCAGCCGGGCGGAGCGGGCAGUGGACCACCCUCGUCCAUGCUGAGCAGGCGGCGUUUCCUGAACACCUCUGCCUCCAGCAGUGUGACCAGUGAGGGCACUGCCACCCCAGAGCUCCAGGCGGAGGCGGGUGCCUAUCCGGGGCACCUGGAUGAUGAGACCAGUUCCGCCUACAGCUGCGACACCGAGGGCUACUACACCUCCUUCCACAUGGACAGUGGAUUAAGGACUCUCAAGGAGGAGGAGCCCUCGCCCAUGCCGGGCACUACGCUCCAGACAAGCCUGCACACUAGCAGCUACUCCUUUGGCAGCCAGUCCAACCAGACGGUGCUCAAUGCGGAGAGCGAGUACGAACUGUUUGGUCGCGGAUCCACCUCCACCACGACCAGCUCGGCGGGCACCGUCUGCACAGCCCUGAUGAGUGGAACCGCCUCUGGGCCGGAUGUGCCCGAGCGGAGCAGCUCGCUGGGCAAGCACAGUGGACAGAGCAGGAGCCAGAGCACCAGUGCCAGCAGCAGCACGCUGGAGAGGAGCUACAGCAGCAGCACCAUUGGCAGCACCCUGGAGCGGACGGGCACCAUCAAGAGGAAUGUGAAGGUGUCGCCGGCCAAGGGAGCAGGUAGUGGAGAGGUGCUGGAGAAGGAGGACCAGCAGGAGCAGCAGCAGCAGCUGGAGUUCUCCGAGAGCUCGGAUCUGGAGGGUGUGGAGCGCAUAGAGCGCAUCAAGCAGAAGACGGCCAUCAGCUCCAAGAGGAUUCCCUCCAUGUGCAUUAUCACACCCACCACCAGCGACGAUGACGAGCACCAGGCCAUGGAUCCCAACCGCACACUGACCAGCCUGACCAUCGAGGUGGACCAGGAGGACGAUCAAGAGGAGGACCAGGAGCAGAGGACGCCCACCAACAGCAGCAGCAAGGACCACAACCUCAACGAGCUUAAGCAGACGCCCACCAAGGCGCUCAGCGGGAUGUUCGAGAAACUAAGGGUUAAGCUGGUUCCGGGCAAAAGCUCGCCCUCGAAGAACCAGAACCAGAAUCAGAACCAGUUCCAGGCCAAGCCCGCCAAUGCAAGUGCGGUGAAUGACGACGAGCUUUACGACCUGGCCGGCGAGUACGUCACCAUAGCGGACAUCAGCAACAACAACAACAACCAGCUGAAUGGGCGUCGUAACACGGGAACGGGCAUGGGAAUCUACUAUUCCAAUGACAUAGUUUCCAAGAGGGUUGAACCCGCCGCGGCCGAGUACGUCUCGCUGAACGAGCUGCCCCAGCACUUGCGUCGGCAUGCCAGAGCCACUCCGCCUUCUAAUCCGACAGAGAGCGAGUCCUGCGCACAACAACAGCUGCCCGUCGAGCCGGCAGCUGCGACAUCGUCCGCGUCAUCAUCCCAACCACCCCUUCUCGACAGUAACAGCCGCAUGAAGAGCCAGGGCGGCGAGGGGGGUGUGCCCAUGUACGCGGAAAUCGGCGAGCUGAGCGAGGAGAAGCCACUCGCAUCGGCGAAUCGGAUGAAUCGACUGCGCCCGAACGCCGAGGGGAAACUGGUCUACGACUCCGACAGUCUGAAGCGGCGCAAGGGUGCACACACCACCUUCGCACCUGGGCCGUACGUGAAGGAAACCGAAAGUGCGCUCCACAGUGCAGAAAGUGCAGCGACGGCGGCCACAUCAGCGGAUCAUCAACAGUCAGGAUCACUAGGAGCCACCACCAAGAGCGCCAAGCUACUCCUCCUCAGCGGCGGCGGACUAAUCGCGGGCAAUCGCAAGGUGGCCAACGUGAGGCCCAUUGUGGCCAAAUCCCCGCUCAGCAGGAGCAACGCCGCCACCGCCAUGGCCACCUACCAGGCCAGCAGCUAUCAGGACCAGAAGCAACUUCUGGCCAACCGAACGAAUCCCUUCUACGAAACGAUUGCCGCUCCGGUGGCCAGUCUGAUGAUGCCCUCGCCAUCGGGCAAAUCGAACUCCUCGACGGGCUCCACGGCCACCAGUUCCUCCUCAUCGGCAUCGGCUCACUCCGGUGAAGAAGGGUAUCAACGUUUCUCUAAUAUCUAUGAGCAAGUGCAGCCAGCACCGAGCACCCAGCCACAGGAAGAUGCAACUGCCACGCCCUUCCAGCGCAACGCGCCCAUCUACUGGACGCUGCAGAGUCGCCGCAGCCAGCCAAGGCCACAGCCAGCUGCCAACGUGACCUGCCGGGAUGACCUCUAUGCCACGCCCAUUCGACGGGCCGACCGACUGCCCCGCCCAGUGGCUGCAGCUGGAGCUGCGAAUGCGUCUGCGGAGGCCAACAGGAGCAACAUAUCGCCAAUUGUGCCAAGGAAUCGAGCAGGAGCCUUCCUGACAUCCACGCCCACGAGGGGCGGAGAGGGGGAGCGCGAGCCGGAGAGCAACCAAGUUCCCCCCAUGAAGCAGCCAUCCCGCAACUGGAGCGACGACGCCCCCGAACGCCUCAACACCUGUGCCGAUCGCAUUGGCCAGAGCAAGACCACGCUGAUGGACUUCAAGAAGCUGCUGCUGGCCAAGUCCGCCAAGGCGAGUCCUGUCCAGCGGAAGGUAUCCGCCGUGGAGCUGCUAAAGAAGUCCACCCAAGCCACCCCAACUCCGCCCGCUUUGAAGACCAACGGAGCUGGAGCUGUAGCUGGGCAGAAUGUGACAUCGGCUGGCAGCAAACCCACAAUAAACAGCAGCCUCAAGCUGCUCGAUCUGAGUGGUUCACCCAAGACGUUUGCCAACCGUAGGAUGCUGCGCCAGGGUCAGUUUGGAUCGCCCUCCAAGACCUUCGCACCGAAGAUGCGCGGUCCUGUGAACAUGGUGGCUGCUGCAGCAGCACCACCACGAACGGACAUCAUGUCAACCACGAUUCUGGAGGCGAAUAGCGAAGAGGAUCACUCCAACACCAGCGGAGGAUCGCGGGCCAGUUCCGAGGCCGGCGAGACCGUGCCCUCCAGCUUCGACCUGAAGCGGAACUUCUUCCUGCAGACCGAGGAGAACAAUUUCAUGCGCGGGGAGCUGAAGCCCAGCUUUGCCAGGACAAAUGGAGCAGCUGCAGGAGCCGGAGGAGCUGGUGGAGCCAGUGCCGAAGGCAACAAGUACGUGGCUGCUCCGGUAGCGAAUCCUCCGCUACCCUCGUUUGAAACGGCGUUGUAGAGUGGGUCUAACCCACUGCUGUAGCCAGCGAUAAUACAUAUUCCAUAAGAAAGGAUCCCAUAAUCAGAUGAGCAAUUCCCUUCCGUAGCCAAGCCGGAACUGCAUUUAUUGACGGACGACGGAAACGAGUCAGAAGCGAUGCUACUUUAUGCAACAUAUACAUAUAUCACUAUAUAUACACAACACCUUUAUACAAUAAACUGUAUUUUUAAAAUUGUGCUGCUUGUAUAAACGGAGAUGUUUUAUACACGAAUACGAAUCGUCUAUACACCUACAAUAUAUUUAUUUGUAAUUUUACGUUAUUUAUUGCAAUUAUGUAUUACGCUACACGCAUUGCUCUUUGUUUUGUAGUACAACACUUGUACGCCUACGAACUGAUGAGAAUCGCUUACAAAUUAAACACAUUGGAUAACACACUUGAAAA
Messenger RNA from Drosophila biarmipes, 6414 nucleotides. It is a transcript of the gene gukh, whose product is annotated as serine-rich adhesin for platelets. The record is from RefSeq and is a predicted model, not a curated record. The transcript has 6 exons. Bases 498 to 5990 code for a protein of 1830 amino acids. Lineage: Eukaryota; Metazoa; Arthropoda; Insecta; Diptera; Drosophilidae. Gene Ontology annotation, biological process: actin cytoskeleton organization. Gene Ontology annotation, molecular function: protein kinase A regulatory subunit binding. Gene Ontology annotation, cellular component: cytoskeleton.